AUGGCAACGCUCCAAACCGCAAUUCGGGGAAACCCCAAUUCGACGGCUGUCAUCAUCCCUUCGAAGCCCAACGCUCUCACAGUCACAUACAAAGACUUGGCGAAUGAUUGUGUCUCCUUUCAGCGCAAGCUGGCUGCCAUCGGUAUCGGCCAUGCUUCCCCCGUCUCCAUAGCUGUGGUGAACUCGUACGAGUUCAUCGUGUCCUUUGAGGCGACCGCUUGGCAACGCGGCAUCGCCGCUCCUCUGAACCCUGCUUACAAGCAGGACGAGUUUGAAUUCUAUAUCGACGAUAUCAAAUCUGCACUUGUUCUAGUUCCGAGAGGCGCGUUUAAGGCGGAUGCACCCGCUGUCAGGGCUGCGAGAAAGUUCAAUGCUGCCAUUGCGGAGUGCUACUGGGAUGAGACCAAGAAGGAGGUCGCUCUGGAUGUCAAAGACCCGGGCCAGUUGAAGGGGAAGGCCAAGCAGGACGUGUUGAAGGCGCAGAGUGAUGAUGUUGCGCUGGUGUUGCACACGAGCGGAACGACUUCAAGACCCAAAGUUGUGCCCCUGACGCAUCGCAACCUUGUCCGCACCAUGGGGAACAUCCAGAACACCUACGAGCUCACCUCUGACGAUCGUACCAUGCUGGUCAUGCCACUCUUCCAUGUCCACGGCCUCUUGUGUGCUCUGCUGGCACCAUUUUACGCUGGAGGCUCGAUAAUUGUCCCCAACAAAUUCUCGGCCUCGGAGUUCUGGCAGGAUUUCCAGACCCACAAGGCGAAUUGGUACACAGCGGUUCCUACCAUUCACCAGAUUCUUCUCAAGUCGCCUAUCCCAAACCCUCUGCCCAAGAUCCGCUUCAUCCGCUCAUGCUCUUCUCCUCUCUCGCCUGCAGUAUUUGAGAAGCUCGAGGCCGCCUUCAAAGCUCCUGUCCUGGAGGCAUACGCCAUGACGGAGGCAGCACAUCAAAUGACAUCCAACCCACUCCCUCCUUUGAAGCGCAAGCCCGGCACAGUCGGACUAGGUCAGGGUGUUGACGUCAGAAUCCUAAACGAUGCCGGUGAGGAGGUGGCUCAAGGCACGGAAGGCGAAAUUUGUAUCCAAGGUGAAAAUGUCACCAAAGGCUACCUCAACAAUCCCAAGGCUAAUGCAGAGGGCUACCACAAGAACGGAUUCUUCAGGACUGGCGACCAGGGCAAGAAGGACGAGGAUGGCUACAUCAUCAUCACCGGCCGCAUCAAGGAAUUGAUCAACAAAGGUGGUGAGAAGAUCAGCCCUAUCGAGCUUGAUAAUGUCAUGGCGCGCCACCCUGCGGUGAGUGAAGCAGUCAGCUUUGCGGUCCCGGAUGAGAUGUACGGACAAGAUGUUGGAGCUGCGAUUGUGCUGAAGGCUGGCGAGAAACUGGGCGCGGAUGAGCUGAGAAGUUGGAUGGCAGAAAAGGUUUCAAAGUUCAAGCUGCCUAGAAAGAUUUACUUUUCCGAGGUCAUGCCAAAGACAGCUACUGGCAAGAUCCAGAGACGUAUCGUUGCAGAGACGAUGAUGAAGCAGGACAAGCCGAAGGCGAAGCUAUAG
Truncatella angustata is the source of this 1551-nucleotide messenger RNA. Its product is annotated as AMP-binding enzyme. Lineage: Eukaryota; Fungi; Ascomycota; Sordariomycetes; Amphisphaeriales; Sporocadaceae. The transcript is spliced from 5 exons. Gene Ontology annotation, biological process: fatty acid metabolic process. The record is from RefSeq and is a predicted model, not a curated record. Bases 1 to 1551 code for a protein of 516 amino acids. Gene Ontology annotation, molecular function: medium-chain fatty acid-CoA ligase activity.